This is a messenger RNA of Lutzomyia longipalpis, 824 nucleotides long. RefSeq names its product protein G12-like. The transcript is spliced from 2 exons. Lineage: Eukaryota; Metazoa; Arthropoda; Insecta; Diptera; Psychodidae. The record is from RefSeq and is a predicted model, not a curated record. Bases 53 to 721 code for a protein of 222 amino acids.
AAAUUGUUGUUCUAUUCCAUGGGGAAGUCAGUUUGUGCCCAUAUUCCAAACCAUGAAGACCAUCUUUGCUAUCUUCUGCCUCGUGUGCUCUGUCGUGGCUCAGAGUGGAGACUCUGAAAGUUUCUACACUGUAGAUCCUUUCAAUACUCCCGAACUGAACCAAGACUUUGCGGAUUUUGUCAAUCUCCUCCCAGUUGAUACGGUUUUGGACAUUGUUGACGAUCACUACGAGAACAACGCUGGCAUCAAUAAGACUCUAAACUACCUCAAGACGAAUAAGUUCGCCAAGCAUUGGGAUAAUCUUUUUUCCCUUCGUGAAGUUCAUAAUUUUGUGGUUUAUCUCAAUGAGAGUGGUCUUAACAUUUUUGGUGUUCUUAAUGAAUUUGCUGAGUACUUUGAAUUGACCCCCGUUGGCUUCGUUUUCGUAGAAGAUGCUCCUGAGGAAAAGAUUGAGUACACGUGGGGAUUCAAUGCUCUUGUCAACGAUGUAAUUGAUGUUCUCCCAAAGGAUGACCUUAAGGCUCUAUUCGAUCAGAAGGUUGCCAAUGGUGAGGAUUUUGCCAACUUUGUAGAAUGCUUCUCAACAAGCGAAUUCAAGGAAGUUCUCAAAAAACUCGAGCUAUCUCCAGUUGCCCAGAAGCUCUUCAAGCGCUUCCGUAAGCAUGGUUUGGACGUGCACAAGCUCGUACAGCUUGCAUUGGCUGUUUUUGGUCUCAACUAAUUAAGUAAACACAAGAAAAAUUUAAAAAUUUCCUUGUUUAUUUAAAAAACACCGUGGUUCACGGAUAAGAGAGACAGAAUAAAGUGUUGAAUAGCAUACAAAA